Messenger RNA from Bufo gargarizans (Asiatic toad), 3124 nucleotides. It is a transcript of the gene CPEB1, whose product is annotated as cytoplasmic polyadenylation element binding protein 1. Gene Ontology annotation, biological process: negative regulation of cytoplasmic translation. Lineage: Eukaryota; Metazoa; Chordata; Amphibia; Anura; Bufonidae. The transcript is spliced from 12 exons. The record is from RefSeq and is a predicted model, not a curated record. Gene Ontology annotation, cellular component: neuron projection; synapse; nucleus. Gene Ontology annotation, molecular function: mRNA regulatory element binding translation repressor activity; mRNA 3'-UTR binding; translation factor activity, RNA binding. The coding region runs from base 36 to 1787 and encodes 583 amino acids.
GGCUUCUCUGAGGGAGGUGCUUUGUGCAGGCAUUGAUGCCACCAGUUGCUCCUCAUGCUGGCAUUGGAUUCAUCUGCAGCAGCUGUAAUGACUCGAAGGAUGAUCUAGGGAGAAGUAAGGAUUGCUGGGGAUGCCCUACUGACACCCCAGCGCUCUCUACAUGCAGCAAUGCUGACAUCUUCCGCAGGAUAAACGCCAUGCUGGAUAAUUCUCUGGACUUCACUGGUGUCUGCACUACCCCAAAUGCCAAGGGUAAAUGUGACCAUCUUCCAGAUUUUACAGAUUCAGAAGGAGCUACAGCAAGCAGGAUGCUCUUCCCAACGUCACACGAUCAGUCUCCUCGUGGCCUUCCUGACACAAAUGAUUUGUGCCUUGGUCUGCAAUCCCUUAGCCUCACGGGUUGGGACAGACCGUGGAGCACUCAGGACUCUGAGCUUUCUGGGUUGACCAGCACACCAUCAGCUGCCCAGUCAGUUUUCAACCUACUUGGCAACACUCUGGGCAAACCUCCACCACUUGGCUUCUUGCCAUUGGACCCAAUUGGCUCAGACUUGAUGGAGAAGUACCCUUCCCCACUGCUACGACACUCUCGCCUGGACAGCCGCUCUAUGUUAGACUCCCGUUCUAGCAGCCCUUCUGAUUCAGACACUAGUGGAUUCAGCUCUGGCUCGGACCACCUCUCGGACUUGAUUUCCAGUCUACGUAUUUCUCCACCUCUACCUUUUCUUUCAUUGGGGAGUGGAGUUUCCCGGGACCCUCUAAAGCUGGGGCUUGGCUCAAGGUUUGAUCCAGAUCAUGCUGCUCUAGCUGCAGCCACUGCUUCCCCAAUUGGAAUGCCAAAAAGAUGGCCUGGUACCUCUGUAUGGCCAUCAUGGGACUUGCUGGAAUCUGCUGAUGAUCCAUUCAGCAUUGAAAGAGAGGCACGCCUGCACAGACAAGCUGCAGCGGUAAAUGAAGCUACCUGCACAUGGAGUGGUCAGUUGCCUCCUCGUAACUACAAAAACCCAGUUUAUUCUUGUAAAGUAUUUCUUGGUGGAGUUCCUUGGGACAUUACAGAGACUGGACUGAUAAACACAUUCCGGGUAUUUGGAGCAUUGAGUGUUGAGUGGCCUGGUAAGGAUGGAAAGCAUCCCCGUUGUCCUCCUAAAGGUAAUAUGCCCAAAGGCUAUGUGUACUUGGUGUUUGAAUCUGAGAAAUCUGUGAGGGCACUGCUUCAAGCCUGCACUCAAGACUUGCUAAGCCAGGAUGGGCUGAGUGAGCACUAUUUCAAGAUGUCAAGUCGCAGGAUGCGCUGCAAGGAGGUGCAGGUCAUUCCUUGGGUGCUGGCAGACAGCAAUUUCGUUCGUAGUCCAUCUCAGCGUCUGGAUCCCAGUAAAACUGUGUUUGUUGGGGCUUUGCAUGGAAUGCUGAAUGCUGAAGCUCUUGCCUCUAUAAUGAAUGAUCUGUUUGGUGGGGUGGUCUAUGCUGGCAUUGAUACCGAUAAGCACAAGUACCCAAUUGGUUCUGGCCGAGUGACUUUCAACAACCAGCGAAGUUACCUGAAGGCUGUUAGUGCUGCAUUUGUGGAGAUAAAAACUGCCAAAUUUACCAAAAAGGUUCAGAUUGACCCUUACCUUGAAGACUCUGUGUGCCAGGUUUGCAAUUCUCAACCAGGUCCUUUCUUCUGCAGAGACCAGGUUUGCUUCAAGUACUUCUGCCGCUCCUGCUGGCACUGGCAACACUCUAUGGAGAUUCUUCGUCACCACCGCCCUCUGAUGCGCAACCAGAAGAGCCGUGACUCCAGUUAGAAUUGUCGCCAGCUAAAAACAAAUUUAGUGAAUGUGAUGAAGAGGACGCUGCGCCCUGUCCCUCCAGACAGCACGAGGAGCAUUCAUAAAUCUUUCCAGGAUUAUUGUGGAAGUCAGCGGACGGUGGGGGGAAGUCACUUUUAUUUUGUUUGGCACUUAUUGUUUGCUGUACCAUGUAACAGUUAUCUGCACUUGUGCACAGUGAAGUUUUGCCAGGGAUACUGUGUGUUUUUUGAGUGUUUUUGUUUUUUUAUGGUAAUGGGGGCAUAGUUUUCCUCCUAGCAUUGAAGUACCCAUAUUUGGCUCCAACACUUGCUGAAUGUAAGCAAUGUGUGCACAGUAUCUGGUUUAUUGCCCUUGCCUUGGGUCUUUGUUUUUUUCAGGUUUUUUUUCCCCUCCUUUUUAUUACAGGCGCUUUUUUUACAUUCCUUGCAAAUAUAGUGGGUGAUGCAUAUUUCAUUAAGCUGUUACCCAGUUUUUUGCUGUUGCCAUACAGUGCCUUCUGAUUUCUUUACUGUCCUUCUGAACCACAGACAGUCUGUUCAGUUGGCAUUUUUACUGAAACAACGAUGGCAGGAUCUGCUCUUAAUUUAAACCAAUCAUAUUUCAUAUUUUACCCUCUUUGGGAUUUUUACCAGUUCCUUUUUACACUCUUAAAGACGGUUUUUAAGUCCAUUUAUUUUUUUUCUUUUCCUGGCAGCUUUUAACAUUAUUGCAAGUAUUCUUUCUGGGAGCUGCUAGUUGAAGAUUAUGACCUAAAAUAAAAUACUGUAUUUGUACAACAGGAUUUGCAGCAAAAUGACAGACUUGGAGCCUUGGCUGAAAGGAUGAUUACCAUGUGUGUAUAUAGUUUUAAGGAUGUUUGUUGCACUUUUUUAAUUUGCACUUCAGGGGAUGGUAGAGUUUUUAAUCACUUCCUUUUUGGAUGGCUGGACAGAAAAGGGCUGUAAUCGAUUUUUUUCUUUGGAGAAUGGGGUAGAGGCAAGAGAUGAGACAUUUCUCCUGGAGGGAAUGUACUCAAGUAUUUUGUUACCGGAAGCAGCUGACUUAUGCAAAUUGUUUCAAGCCUUUAAAAUGUGUGUCCCUUUUAUUUCUGUACCCCCCUAUGUUUGGAAGCUCUGUGCCAAAGAUCCCACUGUCUGUAACCCCCUCUUUCUAGUACAUGCUGAGCUAAAUCUGCACUAGCUGCCCUGUAUGGGCAUUUCUGUGAAGCUGCGUGUGUAAAGUCUCUACCUCAUUGUAGUUAUGCAAGCAGAAAAUGCACUUAACCUACAGAUGUGGUGUCCCUUUUUUCUUUUUGUUUUGUUUGGCACAUAAUAAACACGUUGAAGCAGUGA